CAACAACAAGAAUGAGGACACGACGAAUUAAUUAAAGAAAACUUAUCUGCGGGCUUGAUAUCGAAUUAUUAAAUCAAAUUAUUAUAUAUUAAUUAAAUAAGUAAUAAAAUAUAGUAAAUCAUAAUAAAGUGGUUUUUUUUCUAUAGAAUAAAUAAUAGAAUCAAAAAUAAAAUAAAAUGGAUAUAGUAAAAGAAGGCGCUCUUCUGCUCAUGAGUCCGAAGUGCUAUGAUAAUUAUUUUAUAGAACUUAAUUUUUUUGAUGUGCCUUGUUUUAAAGCAUUGCUAAGUAAAUGUCUGGGAAUAGGUAUAAUAGCCGGUUCCUUAUUAGUGAAAGUGCCGCAAGUACUAAAAAUUCUGAACAAUAAAUCUGGUGAAGGAAUCAAUCUAGUCAGUGUCCUUCUUGAUUUGAUGGCAAUUACAUUUCAUAUGUCAUAUAGUUUUAUGAAUGGAUAUCCAUUUAGUGCGUGGGGUGAUAAUACAUUUUUGGCAUUGCAGACUGCAGCAAUAGCUGCACUGGUGCUUUAUUAUACCGGGAACAAGGGCAAAUCCAUAGUGUUUUGUUUCAUUUAUACUGCCAUCGUUUAUACAUUAAAUUCUGGUGUACUGCCUAUGAAUUACCUUGUUGCUACACAAAGUUUUAUCAUUCCAAUAUUAUUAGUUGGCAAAUUAUCGCAAGCGUUUACCAACUACAAAAAUGGUUCUACUGGACAACUUUCAGCUGCUACUGUCUUCUUACUAUUUGCUGGGUCAGUUGCGCGUAUUUUCACCUCCAUCCAAGAGACUGGAGAUAAUAUGAUGAUCAUAACAUUUUGUGCUUCUUCAUUUGCAAAUGGUGUUAUAUUAACACAAAUGCUUUAUUAUUGGAAUAAGCCUGCAAAAGGCGCGACAAAAAAGACAAUACCAAAAUUAAUACAAAAACCAAUACAAAAACAAUUGCAAAAACGUCCAAAAGCAAAAAAAUCUGAUUGAUGCACGUACAUUUUUAGCUGACGAUUAGAAGCGUUUUAUAUUAUGUAUAUAAUGUUAAAUGGCUUUUUGUAUAAGCUACAAUUCAAUUAUAAUAAUUAUAAUCUGUAUCAGGAAACAAAUUGUAUAAUUCAUGAUAAUGUGUGGGUAUGAUGUUGAUUUUUGUUUGGUGCAAUAAAAAACAUGUG
Teleopsis dalmanni is the source of this 1153-nucleotide messenger RNA. RefSeq names its product mannose-P-dolichol utilization defect 1 protein homolog. The transcript has 2 exons. Lineage: Eukaryota; Metazoa; Arthropoda; Insecta; Diptera; Diopsidae. Gene Ontology annotation, biological process: oligosaccharide biosynthetic process. The record is from RefSeq and is a predicted model, not a curated record. Bases 177 to 968 code for a protein of 263 amino acids.